CCCGGGUCUAACUCUCAGUUCUUCUUCCCUCUUCUCCUUCCCCCUUCCCCCUUCUCCUUCCCCGCCACGGUUGUUCAUGGAAGCGAUAUAGCGGUGGUACUGUAUUUGUUUUUUCCAACGUGGUGUUCACUGCGGGGUUCAAUACUGGUGUAGUUCCGGUGCUACUGUUACCACUUCAUCUUAUUGUUUGUAGACUGGUUGGUUUGGAUCGAAUCGGGCAAUUUGUUCUCCAUCUUCUUUUUCUUUCUCCUUUAUCCUCGGAAGACCAGUCCCCUGUCAAUCUGCAGGGCAUUUGUGGCGAGUCCGGGUCUCCAAAGUUAUUCUCCCUACCGGUACAGUACGUACUUUAGAGUUUGAAAGGAAGUGGUGACAACCUAACCCAAGUUACUUACCUGCUCACUACCACUUACCUAACCCGCGAGUUGAUGCUUGACGAGGGGGCAAACAAACCGGCGAACGAAACAACUCGAAACGAACGGUCACCUUUUUUAUUUUUAUUUUAUUUUUUUGUUUCGAGUUUGUUUUCCUGACUCUUCUCUGCACGACGAGGAUACCUUACAAGUAGAAGUAGAAGGUUGCGGAUAGUUGCGUAGAGUAUUUUGGGAAACGAACGAAGAGAAGAAAAAGGGGUGAAGAAAUAAGGCAAGGAAGGAAGGGAGGAAAGACGAGUGCAAGAAGGUUCCUAUUCCCCGCAUUCAUAUUGUUCGCCGCUUCCGUCGUGAGAUUCUGCUGCCGUAUCACCACCGCAGAAUGGAUCAGAGAGGUUGGGUAUUAGCUUGUGCGAGCGGGGCAGCUUGCGUGCUCGGGUCAACCAUAAUAUGCCUGGACACCCUCCUCUGCCACCUCCCAUUCCGACGGUUCCAAAACUUCUCCAUAAGAGAGAGUAGCACUUUCCUUGCGGCCUCCCUCUCCCUCUCCUUCGGUGUAAUGUUCUUCAGCGCACUCUACGGCAUGCUACCAAAGUCAAGAGAGUACCUACUCACAUCCGGCCUCACGCCUGCGACUGCGAACGCUGUCCUUAUGGCAGCAUUCUUGGGCGGCGUGGGCGGGUUGCAGAUAGUCUCAGAGUUGCUGCACUAUUUCCUACCGUCUUCGAUCGUCAGCUGUGAUGAGCACGGGAGGGUUAGCACACGGGGGAGGGGCCGGGGAAUGGGUAGAGACGAAGGGAGGGGCGGAGUGGACGAGAGAGCGCCGCUACUGGGACGCCAGGCUAGCGUCGUUCGCAAGAUCUCGGUGUCCGUAUCCAAUCUAGUCCGUGGGUGUGUGGGCGGUGCGGAGGGGAAGUGCUACGGCUUCUCCGACCACGACUGCGAGCAGAAAUGUGCCGGGGAAAGGGUCGCCGUUCCAGGGUCUAGUGGAAGUGAGUCGCCCUCCCAUCGGGACAACGAAGAAGUCUCGAUAAACAGAGACUUGGAGAGAGGCUAUCGAAGCAUCUCUCGUGAAGCUGCACCUAUUCACCAUGAACUGCAUCAUCACGACCACCCGCAUUCACACUCUAGGCCGGGACGUAGUCGCUCUGCCAUCUCAAAUACCAUACACCCAGACGGAGAUGUAGACCCACCAACACCCGGCCAUCACCACGUUGUGGACAAUCAAUUCCUAAGCAUAGGCGUACAAACCUCAAUCGCCAUUGCAAUUCACAAAAUCCCCGAAGGUUUCAUAACCUACACAACCAACCACGCGAACCCAACCCUCGCCCUCCCCCUCUUCCUAGCUAUCUUCAUCCACAAUAUAACAGAAGGCUUCGCCAUGUCUUUACCGCUCUACCUCGCUUUAAAAUCGCGUGCAUACGCCAUCCUCUGGGCAUCGCUCCUCGGCGGCCUUUCGCAGCCGCUGGGCGCCGGCAUCGCGGCGCUCGGCAUGCUCAAUGGUGGCGGUGAGGUCGCGGGGCACGAGUGGGGGUAUGGCGUCCUCUUCGCCGCCACGAGCGGGAUUAUGUGCUCUGUUGGGCUGCAGCUGUUCUCGCAAGCUGUUGGAUUGCACCAUGGUGGGCGUGUGCCGUUUGUUUGGGGAUUUUUGGGCAUGGGGGUCGUGGGGGUUAGUUUUGGGGUUGCUAAUUGAUUGCCCACCCGUGGGUAGGGUGAUGAGGGGAGGGGAGUAUGGAUAGGAGUGCUGUUCUCUUUAGUAAAUGGCUUUCAUCAUCAUACUGUUAUUUUUUACCCCCUUUAUUUCUUUUCCCGCUUCCGGGUUUCAUUUCGUUUCGGUUGGGUUAUGUUGGCUUUAUUCUAGGUGGUUGUCUGUUCCUUGCUUGCAUUUUUCUCUAUUGGAUGUGAUAUGAAUCAACCAUACACCGCACUGCUAGUCAAUACAUGGGACUCUGGGAAAUCAAAUCAAAUCAAAUCAGUCAAUCAAUAGCCUGGAUUUAAAAUUUAA
Tuber melanosporum (Perigord truffle) is the source of this 2373-nucleotide messenger RNA. RefSeq lists its product as uncharacterized. Gene Ontology annotation, cellular component: membrane. Lineage: Eukaryota; Fungi; Ascomycota; Pezizomycetes; Pezizales; Tuberaceae. Gene Ontology annotation, biological process: zinc ion transmembrane transport. The record is from RefSeq and is a predicted model, not a curated record. The coding region runs from base 751 to 2061 and encodes 436 amino acids. Gene Ontology annotation, molecular function: zinc ion transmembrane transporter activity. The transcript has 5 exons.